Messenger RNA from Mus musculus (house mouse), 5360 nucleotides. RefSeq names its product thyrotroph embryonic factor (gene Tef). The record is from RefSeq and is a predicted model, not a curated record. Lineage: Eukaryota; Metazoa; Chordata; Mammalia; Rodentia; Muridae. Gene Ontology annotation, biological process: regulation of transcription by RNA polymerase II; regulation of DNA-templated transcription. Bases 1633 to 2178 code for a protein of 181 amino acids. Gene Ontology annotation, cellular component: nucleus. Gene Ontology annotation, molecular function: sequence-specific double-stranded DNA binding; DNA-binding transcription factor activity. The transcript has 5 exons.
GGGGGCUCCGCAGAAGGGCCCGACGCUCCCGGGCAGGCGGAGCGAUACUCCUCACCUGGCCCAGCACGUGUCUACAUCGUUUGGUUCUCACAGCCAAUCCUAGCCUGAAGAGCUGUGCCCGCCCUUACGCAGCGCGCACCAAUCGGAAGCCACGCUAUGGGACCGCUGGCCUGGCCUUAUGAAUAAUGAAUGAGACGGAACCAGUCCGCGGGAGGGGUGCGGAUGGAGAGAGGUGGGGGUGCAGUAGCGCGUCUGCGCAGUGCUGCCCGUGUCAGCAGCUGCGGCGGGUCGAGCCGCUCCGGCCCGUCUCGGGGUGCGGGCGGGGGAGGCGAGGCGCACGAGUGGGGCGCAGGGCACGAUGUCCGACGCGGGCGGCGGGAAGAAGCCGCCUGUGGAGCCUCAGGCGGGGCCGGGCCCGGGGCGUGCAGCUGGAGAACGGGGCCUGUCGGGCUCCUUCCCUCUGGUCCUGAAGAAGCUGAUGGAGAACCCCCCGCGCGAGACGCGCCUCGAUAAGGAAAAGGGGAAGGAAAAGCUGGAGGAAGACGAGUCAGCAGCAGCCAGUACCAUGGCCGUCUCUGCCUCCCUCAUGCCACCCAUCUGGGACAAGACCAUCCCCUACGAUGGCGAGUCCUUCCACCUCGAGUACAUGGACCUGGAUGAGUUCCUGCUGGAGAACGGCAUCCCUGCCAGCCCCACCCACCUGGCACAGAACCUGCUGCUGCCUGUGGCAGAGCUUGAAGGAAAGGAGUCUGCCAGCUCUUCCACGGCAUCGCCACCAUCUUCCUCUACUGCCAUCUUUCAGCCCUCGGAAACCGUGUCCAGCACAGGUUGGUGACACGACUCUGGGAAGGCCCACCUGUCUCAGCUAAGGUGCCCACUUCCACCUGAGUCCCACUGUCCACUCUCUUGUGUGCCCCUUUUCUGAAGCAGGCCUGGUGGGCUGCAGACUAGAGGAACCCUUGAGUACUGUCUGUAAGGCUGGGAUAAAACAGUCACCAUGGCAGCAGUCUUCCUUUGCUGGGGCACUGCUGAGGAUGCGGAGUGAGUGCCCAGGCGUAGCUCUGCUGGAGGAGUCCUAUUUUCAUUUGAUGCUGUAUUUUGGCCACAGAUUCUUGGGAGGUUUAGGCAACACUACUAAACAGCACUGUUACUGUCAUCCUGACUGUACGCUAACACUUACUUAGGACUAAGUCUAUUUCCAGCUUUAACAAAAAGCCAUCAAUACAAUCUUACAAGAUUAGAUGAGGACACUGAGGCACAGAGAAGGAAGAAACUCGCCCAAGUCACCCAGCUGAAAGGUAUUGAUGUAGCAUUUGAACCCAAGACACUCAUCUGCACAGGCAGGUACUGCUCAGGCACUAGCACAAAUGAUAUUCCCACUGCUUUAAAACAAAACAAAAACAAAAUCCUUCAGGAUCUAAAGACUGUUUUGGCUUGGAGGUUGUUUUUUGUUUGUUUGGUUGGUUGGUUGGUUGGCUUUGGUUUUGGUUGAUUUGCUUUCAUAUCUGAACAUAAACCCACUGGGGAAGGUUUGUCUCCCUGUCCAGAAGCCAUGCAGAGUUUCUGUAGUCUUCGAGACACGAUGGCAGGUACCUUCCGGGACCCACACCACAAAGCUCUCAUGCCAGCCAUAUGGAACAGGAGGACCCAGGAGCCAGAGUCAGCCAGGCCAAGACCACGUUUUCGUUCAGUUAUUUUCCUGUGGGAUUCUGGAAAGCCAAUUGCAUUUCUCUGACCCUUGAAUCGUCCUUGGAAAAGGAGAGGGAGACCCCAAGUCCCAUCGACCCCAGCUGUGUGGAGGUCGAUGUGAACUUCAACCCUGACCCUGCCGACCUGGUCCUCUCUAGUGUACCAGGGGGGGAGCUCUUCAACCCUCGGAAGCACAGGUUUGCAGAGGAGGACCUGAAGCCCCAGCCCAUGAUCAAAAAAGCCAAGAAAGUCUUUGUCCCUGAUGAACAGAAGGAUGAAAAGUAUUGGACAAGACGUAAGAAGAACAAUGUGGCAGCUAAACGCUCCCGGGAUGCCAGGCGCCUGAAGGAGAACCAGAUCACCAUCCGGGCAGCGUUCCUGGAGAAGGAGAACACAGCCCUGCGGACGGAGGUUGCCGAGCUUCGCAAGGAGGUGGGCAAGUGCAAGACCAUCGUGUCCAAGUACGAGACCAAGUACGGGCCCUUGUAACCUGUGCCCCUGCCCCGCAGGGCACUGCCUGCACCUCAGACCUCUGCCUGGGGCUUCCUGGACCCCACUCGUGUGGAGACUUAGGACUCUUCAUGGGCACAUGGUGGCGUACCUGCUCUAGGAGCACUCACGUCUCAGCUUCAUUAUAACAUGGCCAGCACAUGUGAUGACUUCCCCAGGGGACCAAGAUCCUCUCCGAUGGGGAACAUGAGCGAAUCUACGUAGACGGGUAAAUGGCCCAAGUCUCUUUUGUUGGAUGCUCCAGCUGAAUCAGAAGGGGCCUUCUGGAGUCCAGGUUCUCUUGUACAGAGUGCUCAGGCUUUCCUAGCCUUCCCCUCAGUCUCCAGUUUGGACUGACAAGGGCUGUCUACAGAAUGAGUCAUGAUUAUUGUCACCCUAAUGUCGUCUCAGGUAGCAGGUGCAUUUCCACUUGGGGUGUGUCUGUCAUGUACCUCACCCUCCCCAAAAUCUUUGAGAGAAACAUUCAUUCCCAUCUGUCUCAGAGCCAGGACAUGCUAAUCCUGUUAGUAUAGACAGGGUGGUGGACCACACAAGUGGGGUCUCUGGAUAGCCUGGAAUUAGGGUGGGGCUGGGGCUUGUGGUAGAAAUGCACCCAACCAUUCUUAGCUCCAACUUUUGUCUUGUGACUCUCAGGCCUGAAGUGGCCCUGGAAUCAGUUUCCUCUGCAUCCCACUUGCUAUGGAAGAGAAAUUUCCAGGAAGUCUGGUCUCUGGGGUCUAAUUGCCAGCGCCUUUGUAUCUCUGGGCCAUUCUGAAGGCUCAUGACUUCCACUAGCUUGGUCUCUGAUUAUUUUCACCCAGUAUCCCUUCUCAGUUCUUAGGUUUAAGAAGAAAACCUAUCACCUAGGAAGCUUGAGCUUCCAGGCCCCAGGGUACCACUUCUGCAUGGUGUUUAGGAAACUGGCUUCCACAGUCUCCUGUUGUGGGCACCAGACCGAGGGGUUUUCUCUUGGGAAGCUCCAUGGAACCCUUGCUCUGGCUCACCAAUAUACCCAGGCCAGAAUCUAGUGUCCCUGAAGGCAGAAGAGGGCCUGCCACGUCACAGAUUAGAAUCCCUCCCCAUGGGUAUCAGCAGGCCGCCGUAUAUGAGUUGUAUUUGCUGAAGUUACUUACAGUGCAGCUCUCAUGGGACAGCAGGCUCUGGAGACAUUUACACUGGCCUGCAGUCCCUGUGGAGUCGGAGGGUGCCCACACAGCUCUCCCCGUGGGGCAGAGUGAUUUCUUGCAGUUUUGGCUCCCUCACAGCUGCACUUUUCUCUUCUAUUUGGCUGGAUUGGACAUCAUGGAACCCUCUACUCAUGUGGGUCAUGAGGGCACCCUCCAGGAGGGUGUGUUUGUUUGCUCAGGGCGGGCAGCCUGUGUGAAGGAGACAGAGGUGAUGAGGGUGCUUCAUUAUACUUAACACUGGCUUUAUUUUAAAUGGUGGCUUAGUUUGGGGCCCCUAUCUUUUAAGACUUUUCAUAAUGAUGUUAAGACCAGGGCAGACUGUCUACUGGCCAUGGACUGCAGCCAGGAGAUGCCCUGCCCCUCCUGGGACCUGCACACCACCUCUCUGGGGAACUUGACAAAGGUCCCUAAGGCUAAGGGAGGUCUCCCUCCUACUAGGUCCCUGACUUUGACUCUGUGGUUCUCUAGGAACCGUGUGCACACUUGUCUCUGUUGUAACUACAAAGGGCAGUAGCAUCCAGCAUGUCAGUGUCUGCCCGGGCUGCCUGCCUCCUACCCACCCAGCACUAUUCUCUGGGCUGGCUGUUCACCCAGAGGCAGUUCUCAUUUUGUUUCUGGUGGACAAGCCUUGAGCUGAAAAUCUCUUCGUUUUCUUUGACUAGAAAAUGUAAGGUUUCUGUUUUUUAAGUUUUAGUUUUAAGGAAUGGAUACUUAUCUCUGGAUGCCAUCUGUGUUCUGACCCUAGUGGGUGGGUGGGCCUUACCGUCUCCCCUUAGUCCCCGUUCUGCCUUGUGGUGCCCUCCUUUCCUUCCAGAAGUAGGGAGUGGGUUCUGGCUCCUCCUAAGUGCUUACAGAGUCACUGUCUGCUUGUUUCUUGGAGAAGCCUCUGGAAUGAAAAGCGGCAGGGAAACAAACCGGAAGGAGCACGCCUAGAGGUUGACAUCUUGGAGAACAAAGUGUUCACAUAAGCUUGGCUCCUCUGUUGGCUUUAGGACCCAAGGCUGCACAGAAAGAGUUGAGCUCUGCUCUUUAUCUUGCUGUGGAAGUCUCCUGACUCCCUCUAGGAGCUGACAGCUGAAGCCUGAAGCUCUUGCACUUGGAUCCUUGAAUUCUAAGGAGUAACCAGGCUCCAGAAGCCAACUUCUAUUUGGCUUUCCGUGGGUUUGUCUUAGGAUGAGAAGUGUCAUCACUUCCUAAACAUCCUGUUCUCAGCUAUGGCAGCCUCAGAAAAGACACCUGAAUGAGUUAGAACCCUGCAGGAAUGUACAUUCAAGAGAUGUCUUGAUAAAGAACUACGUGCUUUUGGAAAGAGCCACCCUUUGGAGGACCUGUUAGUCACCUUUAUCUUCAGCCCAAAGGCUAAGUUAUGUGGGUCUGACUCCUUUGGUUAGGGACAGCACUAGACAGUGACCCUAACCCUUGGUCCAUACUCCCUGCUGUGAUGGUGCUGUGGUCUGCUUUCCACUCAGGCAGCUCCUACAGUCCUCCAGCCUGGGGACAGAUGGGAAGCUUUCCAGGGGCCCCCCGAGAGGUGUGCUCCCUGUAAGAGGGGCCUGUAAGAGGAGCUCUUGGUUUCCAGGGCAAAGCCCUACCCACAGCUUCUUUAACAUCUGUUAAUUAAGUGCAAUAAAAUUUUCUAGAAAAAGGCAAAGAUGAUUUCCAGGUAGAGAUUGCUGUCUUUUGGUGUUGGAUGCCAGAACACCACUUGGUUUUAUUUUUCUAAGUGCAUGUGAUUGGUAGAGUGUGUGGGCUCUGCAUCCUCCCUGGGAGCUGCAUUCCAGCAGCCCCUCUCCCUACCUUUGCCGUGGGAAAGAGGCCAGGAGAAAAGCCCUUUGUCCCAGCUGCAGAGGUGGAAGCAGACAGCAGCCCUUUGGCCUUACAUGUGUGUGUGUGCCUGUGCGAGUGUGUCCCUGCUGGUGGGCCGGAGUGAUGUGUUAUGGAGGGAAGUUGGGAAUGUAUCCUUUUCAAACAAAAUUAAAUAUUUUGAGACGAGAA